UCUCUCGCUUCCCUCUCUCCUCUCUCUUUUGCUCCCCCUCUUUCUCUCUCACAUCCCUAUCUCUCCCCUCCUCUCACUCUCUCUCAACUCUGUGUUUCUCCCUCUCUCUCUCUCCCCCGCCACCCCUUUCUUGCUCCCCCUCUCUUUUUCUCCCUCUCUUUCUCUCUAUGUCUCAUUCCUCUCUCUCUCUAGCUCCCUCUCACUCUCUUGUUCCCCUCUCACUCUCUUGCUCCCCCGCUCUCUUUCUCUCCCCUCUCUCUUACUCCCCUUCCCUCUCAUUUCUCCCUCUCUCUUGCUCCCCCUCUCUCCCCCACCUCUCUAUUUCUCCCUCUCUCUCUCUCUCUUGUUCCCCUCACACUCUCUUUCUCUCCCCUCUCUCUCUUACUACCCUUCCCUCUCACUUCUCCCUCUCUCUCUCUCUUGCUCCUCCUCUCUCGCCCACCUCUCUAUUUCGCUCUCUCUCUCUCUCUCUUUCUCUCACCCUCGCUUUCCCCUCUCUCUCAUCCCCCACCUCUAUUUCUCCUUCUCGUUCACACACCCACUCCCCUUUUUAGAGAGAGGGCAACCAUAGCUAUGAUGCUGCCAGCCAGUGGGGGGUCCUUAAGCAAGGUGGAUCUAUGGCAGCCCAGCAGCAUUAGCAACAUCUGGGGAAACACAGUAACCGAUGUGCACACGUCAAACAUCAGCACCGAGGCCCUGCUCUCUUACCUGCGACACGCCAACAUUCAGCACAAAAUUAUUGUAAAAAAUUUGCAGAAGGUGGUUGAAAAUCAACGUGCUUCUACACCAAGACGGAAUCGUAGGUCAAUAUCAAAGUAUGAUUAUGAAGAUUACCAUACCCUAGAAGAGAUUGUGAAGUGGAUGCAUCAUAUGAAUAGCACGCAUUCUAAUCUUGUUCACAUGUUUUCGGUGGGAACGUCAUAUGAAGGGAGACCAUUGUAUGUGCUCAAGGUGGGUACAACAAAGCCCUCAACUUCUAAGAAAUCCUCUAAGAGAGAAAUAUGGAUAGAUUGUGGUAUUCAUGCAAGAGAAUGGAUUGGACCUGCAUUUUGUCAGUGGUUUGUAAAAGAGGCUAUAAAUACACAUAAGAGUGAUCCCGUAAUGAAAAAGAUUCUUGACCAAUUCUAUGUUUAUGUAAUGCCAGUGUUUAAUGUGGAUGGAUAUCGCUAUAGCUGGACUCAUGAUCGGUUUUGGAGAAAAACAAGAUCUAAAAUGAGACUUAACUGCUAUGGCGUGGAUGCUAACAGAAACUGGAAAGUAAACUUUUGUGAGGAAGGAGCAUCUUUCAAUCCUUGUGACAGCACCUACUGUGGACCAUACGCUGAGUCUGAGCCAGAAGUAAAGGCAGUUGCUCAUUUUAUUCAGAAAAGGAGAAAACGUAUGAAAAUCUACAUAUCAUUCCAUGCCUACGCUCAGAUGUUGCUGUAUCCGUUUUCCUACCAGUAUGGUGCCAUUCCAAACUACAAGUGUGUGGAAUCGGCUGCACAAAAAGCUGUUGAAGCUAUAAACUCUGCAUAUGGUGUGCGAUACAGACAUGGUCCAGCAUCCACUACUUUAUAUUUGAGUUCUGGCAGCUCUAUGGAUUGGGCCUAUAAUAAUGGUAUCCCAUAUGCGUUUGCAUUUGAACUUCGUGACACUGGAUAUUAUGGCUUUAUGUUGCCCGAAGGACUUAUUCGACCAACUUGUAUAGAAACAAUGCUCGCUGUUAAAAAUAUCACAAUGCAUUUGCUCAAAAAAUGCCGCUAGACAGAUGUAUUGUUUUUAAUUUGUGUGGGUGUGAUUUACCACCUUACAUUAUAGAUCGUCUUUCAGAGAUAAGGAAUUGCCCAUGUGCACAAUAAAGUGUUACUAAAUACUG
Messenger RNA from Pseudophryne corroboree (corroboree frog), 1858 nucleotides. RefSeq names its product carboxypeptidase A6 (gene CPA6). The transcript has 10 exons. Lineage: Eukaryota; Metazoa; Chordata; Amphibia; Anura; Myobatrachidae. The record is from RefSeq and is a predicted model, not a curated record. Bases 574 to 1746 code for a protein of 390 amino acids. Gene Ontology annotation, molecular function: metallocarboxypeptidase activity; zinc ion binding. Gene Ontology annotation, biological process: proteolysis.